Cyphellophora attinorum is the source of this 1533-nucleotide messenger RNA. RefSeq lists its product as uncharacterized. The transcript is spliced from 4 exons. NCBI's taxonomy places the organism in Eukaryota, Fungi, Ascomycota, Eurotiomycetes, Chaetothyriales, Cyphellophoraceae. The record is from RefSeq and is a predicted model, not a curated record. Bases 1 to 1533 code for a protein of 510 amino acids.
AUGGCAGCCGUCCAGCUACCUUCCUUCGAGAAGGUCAAUAUGCUGGGCACCUUCCAGCAGAGUCGUCACCAUGCUGCUGCAACUACCUAUGUAGACCGCCGAGAACAGCAUCUCGACGGUGUUCGAGCGCUGUCACCCUACGUCUAUCAUCGCGCGUACGCUAUGGAUUCACCGGCAUCGCGUCCUCCACAGGACCUGACUUUCGUGUCCAUGACUGGUCCUACAUUGAAUGAAAGCAGCGCCAAAGCCAUGCGCGCCCACACUACACGAGCUAACUUCAGGAAACGGCGGCACAGAUUGGUGCAAGAAUAUCUUGAUCAGAAAGCAAAGUCCGCUCCGCCGGGGACCGGGAUGGCCACGCCAACCACACCAGAUACGAGGCCUCCACAGGUAUUGAGCGGGAUUAUGUUGAAGGAUGAUGCGUCACUGAUCAAUUAUCUGACCCAUGAGAUGGAAAAGCUCUACCCGGCAACAGGCAGAGUGGGGGGAGAUCAGAGCUCAUCUAGGAUGCAUUCUCACUGGGUCUCACUUCUUUCCGAUCCAGCAAUGCGCAACGUAUCAUUAUACUUUGCGACACAGGUAUACAUGGAGCGUUUGCGGCUUCAUACAGAGCAGUUUCUGGUUUCUGCUGCGAAAGGGACCGCCUUACAGUCUCUUGGGGAUCGGCUCAAUGGCUUUUCCGGCGAGUGUCCAGACAGCCUUAUAGCUGCCAUUCUCACUCUCACUGUCCUCGAUCAAGUCUUAGGAAACAUAUCAGGCUGGCAAAUCCACUUGUCUGGCCUCAUCCAAAUAGUCGCAGCCCGCUCACAGGACGCGACGCAGUCCGCUACCGUGUCAUGGACUGACGAUGUGAUAGCACGCGCGGUAAUGCAAGGUCUCCUUCUCUUCGAUCGACACGAUCCUUCACUUAUGCCCUGGGUUGAGAGCACUGGUGUCUUCGACACGUGCUUCUCAGCUCCCGGUAAAGAAGCAGCCUACCUCAUUCUCCUCGUUGCAAGACGAUUGAACGCGGCUCAAUCCGGCUGCGUUCGCACCGGCACUCAUUUCACUGCCGACAUACCUCAGCCUGAGUCAAUGAUGGAGGCUCUCAACGAGGCAAUUGAUUUGAGCCGCAAGGGUUACAGUCGAGAGGCAUACUUGACAGCCUUGGCUCUAUCGAUGAAGCUCUCACUCGCUGCAAUGCUACCGACUGACCCAGCAGCGGACGAUAGCACCGUCACUGCAGUGUCGCAGCUGCUAGACGCUGUACAAGCUUAUGAAGUCGACUGUCCUUUCGCCGGGCUGAUUCUCUGUUCCUCCCUUGGUCUGCGACUUUGGCAGUCGAUCAUGGGCGCGAUCUCAGCCUCCGAACCUACGACAAAGCAGACGUUCGUCAGGAGACUCGGCCCGAUCUGCGAUGCCAUGGGUAUUCAAUCUUGGGAGGAUGCAACCAGUGUACUACAGAAACUGUUCUGGGUUCCUUCUAUUUUGGAUGCAGCAGGCCACAGGGUGUAUCUCGAAGUGCGGCAAGCUUCCAGCGGGAGUGGUACAUGA